UGUACAAUCGCUCGAGCGUAUGAAUGAAUAAUGCACAGCUAUAUUUACAGCUUUAGAGUGGUUGCAUCGAUAUAGCUUAUGUAAGUUAUCCGUAUAACAAGUUCAUAAUAAUUUACAAAGCACUCUGUCAUAUGGCUAGUUGGAGGGAAUAAAAAUUGAUGGGAAAUCAACGACUCUUUAUCCACGCUGUUCGUUUAACGGAUCAGUAUGACACCGCGAUCGAAAUCUUGCACUAGCAUGGAUAGGCGCACCUUUGAACAACGAUAUCUCCGUAUUAACAAGCUCGUUGGAGUAUUGUCCGGACUAUGGCCUGGUCAAAGUAAAAUCUCGAAAACUCUCACGUCGAUUGUCACGUACACUAUUGGGAUCGGAAGUUUCGUUGUACAGGUAGCCCAUGUGAUCAGAGACUAUAGUUUCGAUAGGUUGAUAGCACAGAUUCCGUAUCUGUGUCUGGCUCUCAUUGUUGUUGGAAAGCAUGUAAACUACACUCUGUACGGAACUAAGGUGAAAGAACUGUUGAAUAUUAUUGUGAAGGAUUGGGAAGUUCAAAGGUCGAAAGAGGAGUUGGCAAUUUUAGAAUGUUAUUCGAACAGAGCAGCAUUACUAUCAAUGAUAUACACAGUGUGUAUAUUUUCGUCGUCAUUUAUGUUUUCCAUUCAACCGGCUGUACCACACGUACUGGACGUGUUGAUCCCACUAAACGAAUCGAGAGGACGUAUAUUAGUAUAUCCAGCAUACUUCUUCAUGGAUGAAGAUAAAUAUUAUUACUUUAUAAUUAUAAACGAGAUGAUGGGUUCGCUGGAAAUUUUUUUAGUUUUUAGUACCUGCGAUAUGUUCCUGGUGUGGUUUAUACAGCAUGCUUCUUGCAAGCUAGCUCUAAAUUGGCAAGCAAGUUAUUCGAUUUUAAGUACAACUUCCAAAAAACAAUGUCUGAGGUGUGUACCUGCGAUAAAGAAAACAAACAUCUAGGAGCAAAUAAAACUUAUAGCAAAGUGUGCCUAAUCAUCACAGACCAUCAAAGAAUAGUCGAAUAUAUAGAGACAGUAGCAGCUUGCCACGUUAUAAUGUUCAUCGCGAUCGUAGCAAUUGUCACAUUAACUUUCACGGUCACGUUAUUCAAGGCAAGUUCAGAUUCAGUUGAAGGAAUUCAAUUUACUUUGUCACGUUCCAUCGGAAUAACUGUGAUUUAACUAUUGAUUUAAUUCCCCAAGAACAGAUAUCACAGUUCGAAAUGACUCUUCAAUACGUGACGUUCUGUGUGUUCCUGUUUGCUCAAGUUAUUCAUCUACUCUUCAUCUGCUGUAUGGGACAGUACCUAAACGACGCGAUUGCGGAAAGCUAUAACAAAAUAUAUGAAUCGAAGUGGUAUAACGGUUCGACGAGAACUCAAUUAUUGUACCAGUUAGUAUUGCGAAAGUACCUGUCAUUUCCAAAGAUAACAGCUGGUGGAAUAAUUCCGUUGGACUUAAAUACUUUUGUACAGAUAAUAAAAGCAUCUUUCUCUUAUUACACCGUGUUGAAAAGUACCGACUAAUGGAACAAAUGCAAUCAUGGAAGAUUGUCGGAAUUUGAAUAUUACUUAUUGGGAAAUAUGCAUACUUUUAUUUUUAUUAUAAAACUGAUGUAAUAAGAUUUCAUAGUUCACAAUUAAAUGUACACGUGACAAAAGUGAAAUUAAGAAAACAUGUUAUAGGCCGAUUGUGGUAUAAUGUAACUGAUGCCUAAAAUUCAAAUGUUUCUAUCAUAUUCAAACAAUCGAAAUUUUUCCACCGUUUGAGUUAAACGAUCAGAGAGAUAUUUUUUAGAAAGUGAGCGUGUUCA
Molecule: messenger RNA, 1821 nt
Organism: Hylaeus anthracinus
Lineage: Eukaryota; Metazoa; Arthropoda; Insecta; Hymenoptera; Colletidae
Exons: 8
Coding region: 208-969 (253 amino acids)
Biological process (GO): sensory perception of smell
Cellular component (GO): membrane
Molecular function (GO): odorant binding; olfactory receptor activity
Source: RefSeq, a predicted model, not a curated record